AAAAACCCGAAAAAAAACACCCAACCCCGGCAACAACGAAACAACCCAAAGCCCGAAGGCAGCUCCGCCGCCGCAGCCCCGGCCCCGCCGCCCGCCCGGAGGAGCGCAGAGCAGCUCGGCCAUGGAGCGGUGCUGAGCCCCGCGGGGCCCCGACGGACCAUGAACCUGGUGGGGGGCUACCAGCACCAUCACCAUCACCACCACCACCACCACAUGCUGCACGAGCCCUUCCUCUUCGGGCCGGCUGCUCGCUGCCACCAGGAGCGAGCUUAUUUCCCCGGCUGGGUGCUGAACCCGGCCGAGGUGACCCCGGAGCUCCACGGGCAGAGCCCCGCGUACGGCCCCGCCGAGUUCGGUUCGGGAGGAGCGGGAAGGCUGGAAGCGCUCAACGGUCGUCUGGGGAGAAGGAAAGGGGUCGGGGGUCCUAAAAAGGAGAGGAGGAGAACGGAGAGCAUCAACAGCGCUUUCGCUGAGCUCCGUGAGUGCAUCCCCAACGUGCCGCCCGACACCAAGCUCUCCAAGCUGGAUGUGCUCCUCCUGGCCACCACCUACAUCGCCUACCUGAUGGAGGUGCUGGCCAGGGACAGCCAGCCCGGAGAACCCGAGGGCUUCAAGGCCGAGCUGAAGAAGGCCGACGGCCGAGAGAACAAGAGGAAACGGGAGACGCAGCCCGAGGUGUACUCGCAGCCUUUGGCUCAUGGCGAGAAGAAGCUGAAGGGCCGCACCGGUUGGCCCCAGCAGGUCUGGGCUCUGGAACUGAACCCCUGAGCCCCGCUCCAUGUGCAAUGCCACCUGGGGGGGGGGGAACCGGAGGGGGCACAGCGGGGCCGGGUGCCGCCGUUCCCCCCCCACCUCCCCGGGCUCCGUCCCCGUUUUGAAGCCGUCCCCGCUCCCCCCGCCGCCCGCAGCCCCCGCCCGAGCCGGGCCGGGUGGGAUCGGUGUUAUUCGUUCGCUGUUGGAAUAGCGGAGAAACCCCGACCGCGGCCGAGAGACUGCGUUGAAACUACCUAAGGUGCCUCCGGGACCGCGCCUGGGCCGGGCGUUCUACCUCAGCUCUGCAUGACCACUUCCCGAGGGACCGGGUGCGCCACACCACGUAUUUAAAACAAACAAACAAACAAACAAACGAAAUCCCCCCCCCCAAACCGGAAUAAUUAAAAGAAAUAAU
This is a messenger RNA of Coturnix japonica (Japanese quail), 1168 nucleotides long. It is a transcript of the gene HAND1, whose product is annotated as heart and neural crest derivatives expressed 1. Gene Ontology annotation, molecular function: DNA-binding transcription factor activity, RNA polymerase II-specific; RNA polymerase II transcription regulatory region sequence-specific DNA binding; protein dimerization activity. The record is from RefSeq and is a predicted model, not a curated record. Gene Ontology annotation, biological process: regulation of transcription by RNA polymerase II; heart development. Lineage: Eukaryota; Metazoa; Chordata; Aves; Galliformes; Phasianidae.